AUGCUGCACGCCGUUAUGCUAGGUAGCGGUCCAGGACGGGGGAGACGCGAGUGGUAUCCAGGAUUUUAUCUCCAACGUCGUCGUCUCGGCUGUAGAAUGAAUCGUGGCGAGCAGGAGACUCUUUUCCGGCAAAGCCGACAGAUCACGCGGAUCGUACCUUCUCGCGAGGACCUCGUUUUGAGUGUUCUCAAGUCGCCAAUUAAUCAACAGCAGCAACAGCAACGACAUCAGUAUCCAUAUCAGUCGCAUGCCCAGGGUCACUUUAACUGCCAAGGUCAUCCAAACAAUAAGUGCAGUCAUUUAGGUGACAACGAGAGUCUUCCACGAAGCAAGGACCAAUGCUCUAGGCACGCCGAAAAGCGAUGCAGCGCCGCAACCGCCUACGCUGCCCUUCAGGGUAGCGAGGACGAGCUCGUGGCCGAGCAGAGUCUCGAGGCGGAAGACACCGCGUUGAAGACGCCCGGCAGUGAGACCGAGGACACCGAAGACAACGGCGCGAAUGCGGAGGAAUCGCAUUCACCCGCGCAUCGUUUCACUUUCUUACGUCGCUUCCGUUCACCACGCUUCGGCGAGGCGCACCACAAGCGGGUGCCGACGCCCAUGAAGCGGAAAUACCGUCGUAAAAAGAGCAAGGAGGACAUCAUUGAUAAUGACGUGGCUGGCGCCGAGGAGGAACCGCCGAGUCCUGAUCAGACCGGCAUGCCCGAUCCUUACUACCCGAUCUAUUUGCCGAUCGAUCAAGCCUUCAAGGCCAAGUACGUGUUCCAUCAUAAGAGGGGCAAGACUUUUCAGGAGCGCCUCUACGUAUUCCUCGAACAUCCCGGUGGUUGGCUGUGUUUUGUCUACCAUUUCGCUGUGUUCAUGGUGGUAUUGGUGUGCCUCAUAUUUAGCGUUUUGUCAACGAUAGAUCAAUACAGUAACUUCGCAAAUGAAACUCUGUUUUGGAUGGAAAUAUGUCUCGUGGUAUUCUUCGGAGUUGAAUAUCUAGUUAGACUAUGGAGCGCGGGUUGCAGGUCGAAGUAUAUGGGCUGUUGUGGACGGCUACGAUUCAUACGGAAACCGAUUUGUAUCAUAGAUUUAAUUGUCGUAGUAGCGUCCAUGGUAGUCUUGUCGGUAGGAAGCAAUGGUCAAGUAUUCGCCACUUCCGCCAUCAGAGGCAUUCGGUUUUUGCAAAUUCUGCGAAUGCUUCACGUCGAUCGUCAAGGUGGCACGUGGCGACUUCUAGGUUCAGUGGUUUUCAUACAUCGUCAGGAGUUGAUUACAACACUAUACAUUGGGUUCCUAGGCCUCAUUUUCAGCAGCUAUUUCGUAUAUCUUGCCGAAAAAGAUGCAGUUGGACCUGACGGCAAAACAGACUUCGCGAGUUACGCCGAUGCACUUUGGUGGGGAGUGAUCACAGUAACAACGAUAGGUUACGGUGAUACAGUCCCGCAAACAUGGAUGGGAAAAAUAGUGGCGUCGUGUUUCAGCGUGUUCGCCAUAUCCUUUUUCGCACUUCCAGCAGGUAUUUUGGGUUCCGGUUUCGCACUGAAGGUACAACAGAAGCAACGGCAAAAGCACUUCAAUCGGCAAAUACCAGCUGCCGCGAUGUUGAUACAGUGUUUGUGGAGGUGUUACGCCGCCGAUAAGGCCAUCAAUAGUGUCGCUACGUGGAAUAUCUACAUCAAGGACCCGUCGCCGGCCGGUCAACCGUCGACGCCCUUGGGCAAGUUGAUUUGUGUAAAGAAGAUGUCUCUGAUGAUCCAGGUGGCAAAGAAGGCGAAUGUGCUGAAGAGGCGGAAGUCACGGAACCGGAUGGAGGUCCAGCAGCAACAACAGCCGACUCUGCCGCCCGUCACGAUCUCGGGCGGCAUAUCAGCCGGUGCUGGGACUGGUCAGAAUGACAAUCAACGUCUCGAGAACGAGGGCGACGUGGUUUUUUAUAUGGAGGAACCUAAGGUGGGCACGCCGAAUCGUGCCAGACGUGACAAUCGGGGAAGUCUCUUCACCUCGCAGACGAGUUCAGUGACGGAGGCGACCAGCGACGAAAUUGAUAUCGACAUCGAAGAACCGCAGAGAGUAACCACAUUGACAGAGGCACAUCGGAAUGCUAUUCGGGCAAUCAGGAAGAUCAAGUACUUCGUGGCUCGCAGAAAGUUUCAACAGGCUCGGAAACCGUACGAUGUUCGUGACGUCAUCGAGCAAUACAGUCAAGGUCAUCUAAACAUGAUGGUGCGGAUUAAGGAGUUGCAGAGGAGAUUGGAUCAGACCCUGGGUAAACCGGGGAGCUACCUGGCGGGAAUCGACCGGGCAGGCAACGUAAAACCCAUGACGAUUGGCGCACGUUUGUAUCGAGUGGAGCAGCAGCUAUCUGUGAUGGACAAAAAACUGGAUCAAUUGGUGCAUGUAUUAAAUGCGUUGGCGCAGAAGCAGCAGAUACCCCUGCGGAGUAUAGAGGACGAUGUGUAA
This is a messenger RNA of Cyphomyrmex costatus, 2448 nucleotides long. RefSeq names its product KCNQ potassium channel (gene KCNQ). Gene Ontology annotation, molecular function: voltage-gated potassium channel activity. The transcript is spliced from 14 exons. Gene Ontology annotation, cellular component: membrane; voltage-gated potassium channel complex. The coding region runs from base 1 to 2448 and encodes 815 amino acids. Gene Ontology annotation, biological process: potassium ion transmembrane transport. NCBI's taxonomy places the organism in Eukaryota, Metazoa, Arthropoda, Insecta, Hymenoptera, Formicidae. The record is from RefSeq and is a predicted model, not a curated record.